This is a messenger RNA of Amphimedon queenslandica, 2551 nucleotides long. RefSeq names its product hemicentin-1-like. NCBI's taxonomy places the organism in Eukaryota, Metazoa, Porifera, Demospongiae, Haplosclerida, Niphatidae. The coding region runs from base 1 to 2367 and encodes 788 amino acids. The transcript is spliced from 12 exons. The record is from RefSeq and is a predicted model, not a curated record.
AUGGGGUUCCUGUUCCAGAGAGCCACUGUCUCUGGUAAUUAUACUUGUGUCACGACUAGCACUUGUGGAUCUGUCACUAACACUACCUUUAUCAAAGAGGCUCCAACUGUUGCACCUGGGACUGGUAUUAGUAUCAAUCCUGGUAAUACUCCAGUCCCUGCUGGCACUAGGACCUGUAUCUCAAGUGGUGUUGGAUCUUUAGUCCGUCUUGUCUGCAAUCUAGCGUUCAACAAUGAGUCAGUGUCUGAUGUUACUUUCUCUUGGUCCACUCCUGGAGGAGGCAAUCAAAGCGGUUCUACCAUUACAGCCAGGUCUCCUGGAGAUUAUACUUGCACUGCUAGUAAUCCGUGUGGAAGUAGUCAAGCAACAACUGAAGUUGUUGGUCGUAUACAGCAGACGAAAGGAACGGUGACUGGUAUUGAUCAAACAAUUGACAUUGGCUCAAGGCUCUGUAUCAAUUCAGCCAAUUCAGUCAGAAUCAACUGCAAUACUGACUUUGGUACUAGUGUAACUAGAAUAUGGCGUAGAGAUGGCAAUGUCAUAAGUGGUGUCACUGGUAGCAGUUAUGAUGCUGUCCCUAGUGAUGUAGGAAGUGCAAUCACUUGUGCAGUUAUGAAUCCUUGUGGAAUGGACUCGGCAGUUACACAAGUUAUUACUCAGGCUCCUGUCACCAUUAAUGGGACUAUUUCAACUCUCAAUAUAUCAGACAAUGGAUGCGAUCGUCCCGGUAUAACCAGUACCGGUGUUGACCUUUGCCCUCUUGAUGGAGAGAGAGUUGAAAUUUCUUGUUCUUCUAAUGAAGGAUAUACCAUCACUGGACCUGGUGGAAGUUCAAUGGAUGCUUCUCUUGUUAUAAUGAACUUUAAUCUGUCAGACUCGGGUACAUACACUUGUAGAUCUACAAGUACUGUCUGUGGUGGUGCAGUGAGUACUAUAGUUGUCAGUGGAUCAGGUGUACCUCCUUCAAUCAGCACUGACACUCCUGCCACAGCUACUCCCACUCUACCUCCAACAGUAAUGAAUAGGACAAUCCCAAUUGGAACUGACAUCUGUUUAUUAGAAACUCAGUUUGUCACCAUUGAUUGUAGGACUCAGAGUGGUACUGAGCCUAUUAGGUUUACAUGGACUGCUGCUUCAACUGGUAGUAGAGUAAUAGCAAAUGGAAUGAGAAUAACUGUUAAUAAUACUGAUGUGUAUACUUGUAAUGCUACCAAUGCAUUCGGUACUUCUACUGCCAGCUCUACAGUUGAACGUCGAUUAAGUGUCUCUUUGAAUGGAGUCAGUCCUCAAGGAAGCAGAUGCGAUCAACUUAAGAGAAGACCCCCUGGUGUGGACUAUUGUGCAUUUGUUGGAGAUAGUGUUACUCUUUCCUGCAGCAUAAAUUCUCCUACUGUUCCUACCACGAUAUACCUUGGAAGCACUUCUAGCACCAGUGAUAUCCCUUUUAUUCCCAUCCUUCCUAGUGCCGAAGGAAACUACCUGUGCAAUGCUACCAAUGACUGCGGAACUAGUAGUGAUAUGCUUAACCUUAGAGUCUAUGAUCCUGCAAGAAUUGAUCGUCAGCAGACCCUACCACCCCCUGGCCCUAAUGAAGAGGUCAUUGGUGCAGGUAGACCUGACGAGCCAAAUGAAGUCACUCCAGGCAGAACCGUCAGAUUAUUCUGUCCGUUCACUGGAAUAGACCCAGCUAAUACGACAUGGCUGAGGGUACGGCCUGAUGGAUUCACUACUGAAAUCGAUACGAGUCUACCAGCCUUCUCCAUUAAUAAUACAGGAAACGUGUCAGUAUUGAUCAUCUCUCCCUUUACCAGAGAGUUUGAAGGAACUUAUCGCUGCACUACAACUAACAUUGCCGGUGAUGAUGCAGGAGAUGUUGUGCUUCAAGCGACUGUUGAAGUAAUUCCCGAGUGGGUAACAAGCCCUUGGAGUGAGUGUCAACCAAAAUGUCACCGAGGAAUGAGAAUGAGACUGGUCCAUUGUGUUGACAGGUUAUCUGGUAGGAGGCUUCCAGAUAACAGAUGUACCGAGUCAAAACCUUUGACAAUGGAGUCAUGCGUGAACUCUGGCCCUUGCUUUACUACACCGAAAUGGAAAACUGGAAAUUGGACCGGGUGUUCUGUUUCCUGUGGUGGAGGUCACCGUACUAGGUCUGUCACUUGUGUAAUACCUCUUACUGGAGAGACUGUUCCUGAUAGUAGAUGCAUAGAUGUUCGUAAGCCCAGGGACCAUGAGUACUGCAAUGACCAUUCUUGUUGUGUGAGUGACGCAUACAAAGCUUGCAAGCACAUUGCUGGAACUCACUCGUGCUCCUUUGGCUACAUGAGGACUAUCUGUUGCUGGACUUGCAGGCACUAUCAUUAUUACUGAGGGGCCCAGUGGCUCACCGUCACACAUGCAUGUAUCUAGAACUUACAUUUCUCUUGAAAACUGAGAGAACGGCUAUAGAAAAAAACAAUAUUUUGUUGUGUUACUAUUUCCUAUAGAUACUUUUAUGUCGAGUUAUUAAUUUUUUGGUGGCUGGUGCCAUCAAUAAUAUUAUUUUUCAAAUGGA